AUGCAACAUAUCAAUAACAGUUUACUCAUGGUAUAGCAUUUUUCCUAAGUGUUCUAAAUCCUCCUACGCCCACAUGUGCCGAACGACGCAGCUGGCGUCGGGACGGCAAUGUCAGUUUAUUUCUGCGAUCGUGAAAAACGGUAACGAAUUGCUCAGAGUUGGGGUAAUAAAAUCAAAGGACUGAAAUCUAGUUGAAGACUACAAAUUAUCAAAAUGACUUAUCAACCUAAAUUAGUGAACAAACAGUUCAAUUCUCCUAUAGGACUUUACUCCCAACAAAAUAUCCAGGAAGUCCUCGAGAAAGAUUUGCAAGUCUUGACGAAUGGUGGAGUAGGAAUAAAUUUCUACAAUCCAAAUGUAGGCAAACCAGCGAAUCUACACAAUUCAGCUGUCUUAAGAAUGAUAGAAGAAGAAAAAAGACAUCAUAGUGGAUCUAUGAAGAGAGAAGGUGAUAUUGAAAACUAUUAUAAGCCCCAACGAAGGCAACCAAAAUGGCCUCCUCCCGAAAACGAACGAAAACGUAGAUUCAGAUCAGCGUUCAAAGAUGUCGUCAUCUCAGGAACGAAACGAAUUGCUUGGCCUCCAGCAGAAAACGAAGAAGAAGAAGGAGUUCACACACAGGCCAAACUAUCUUCUUCCACUGCUUCGGUAGAUCCUCAACUCUUUGAAGCAAAGACUAACUUCACAAGAGAAAAAGAUCGUCCUGUCUUACAACCUUUGAACAUUUCAUGUGAAAUACUAUCGGGUCAGCAAUCACCAAGAUCACCAAUUUUGAUACAUAGUCCGAAGGCGUACGGACAGAGUACAACGUCAAAAAGGUGGGCUCCUGUGCAUCCUCCUCUUAGUCCUAAAGGCACUCUCAUAUCUGUGCCGAUACAUCCAAGCCCAGUGCAGAACCUUUCACCUAGUGCUCAAGAACUAAGUUCACCUCAGAGAGCACUUACACCGUGUCAUAUACCAAAUAAGGUGAAGGAACCUCCACCAGCAACAAUCACCCUCAGGCCACAAGCUCCAGUUAGUCAAGCUUCCCCUCCAGUUUUCACAUCACAACCAGCCACGGCGACUUUAAAAGGUGGCAAGUGUCUAAGGGGGGACAUGAAAUGGCCCCCGGAGUCCGUAAAAAAACAGGCGGAGGAAGAGAAUAGGUUGAGGGUGGAAUUAGCUAAAGGACCAGUAUGCAGACCCAGAAAAGUACGCAAAGACUACACCGGUUUCUUUGCUCAACAUGCCUUAAAUUCUACCUACCCAGGGUACAAACCUCCACCAGGAACACAAUAUUACGGAGAAUCUGAUUACUAAAUUCAAAUUAAAUCCGAGCUUUUUUAUUGCUUUCUUACAUAUCUCGACUUAUGAUGCUGUGCAGUAUUGAAUGUAGGUCAUAGAGGGGAUUACUUUCAGAAUUUGAAAUGUUAAAGAGGGGCAACUUUUCGGUGACAAAAUACGGAUUAUUUUUAUGUUAGCUUGGCUUUUGUGUUAUGAUUUUUUGUCGUACAGAAAAGUUGAUAACGUUUCAAAAUCAGAAAAAAUCCUCCGUUCUGAAACAUAAAUGUAUUGAGCAAAUAUUACUUUAAUAAUCAGGAGAUAAUGAUAGUUUGGUAGUGAAUAUGGAAAAACAAAUUUUAAUUUUAUUCUUAUGUGUAUUUUAUAUUGAAUUGUAAAUUAUCAGGUUAAAAAUCAGUAGGUAAUUUGAAUUUGAAAAUGAUACGCUUUGUUGGUUCACAAAACGUACAAGUUUUGAAUGGAGUAAUAGUAGUAAUACUAUUUGGUCGAGGUAAUUUGUGUUUCCUUGAAUUAUAUAAUUUUUUCGAGCUAUUGGAGGUUUGGCAAAUGAUAACUAUGAAUAAUUGAUAACGCUGGAAGAAAUAUAUAUUACUUUAUUAAAUGAAA
Harmonia axyridis is the source of this 1887-nucleotide messenger RNA. Its product is annotated as PDZ and LIM domain protein Zasp-like. Bases 214 to 1299 code for a protein of 361 amino acids. The transcript is spliced from 8 exons. Lineage: Eukaryota; Metazoa; Arthropoda; Insecta; Coleoptera; Coccinellidae. The record is from RefSeq and is a predicted model, not a curated record.